GUGGCAACGACGAGGAGGCAUAAUCUGCCGACGUCCGAUUCCGGUGCCUUCACCGACUGGGCGGCGACGACGACGACAUCUUCCCGCGCCACCGAGGAUCUAUCGCUUGGUUUCAAUGCCGGUCCCGCCGUCGUCCACGGUGGUUUAGGCUCAGCUUCCGCCGCCGCCGCCGUUCCCUCAUGGCCUCUCGGAACCUCCGUCCGUUACGGCCUCCCUUCGACGGCGGCGGCGACGGAUAUGGGCAUGGUCAAUCUAAGAGACGUCUAUCUUGUUGCUCCGGCGUACCACCACCACCACCAGAACGCCGGAGUUGUAUCUGGAUCCGACCAGAUUAACAGUAGUGCAGCCGCGCUCGGCGUCGGAGUGAUUCCACUUCUCACGUCUGCACCACCGCCGCAGCAAAACGUGGAAGACACCGACAUAAACUUCCUAGGAGACAGCCGGAGAUGGCAGAACAGCAACAACAACAACCAGACGCAGUAUCUUCACUUCAAGAGCACUCAUCAAACGGCGGUUGGAUCAAGCUCAAACAACUCCGGGUCUGGCUCAGCCGCGUCGGGAACCGCCACGUGUCAAGACUGUGGAAACCAAGCGAAGAAGGAGUACGGAGGAGGGUCAAGAGAAGCAUGGCCGGGGCAGGUUAGGGCGGCGGCGGUGUUCAAGUGUGUGAGAGUGACGGCAGUAGAGGAUGGGGACGACGAGUACGCAUACCAGGCGGUGGUGAAAAUCGGUGGCCAUGUCUUCAAAGGCUUCUUGUAUGAUCAAGGGCUUGAACCUAAAGAAGGUUUUCCUAAUAUGUCGGAUUUGCAUUUAGGUGGUGGAGCCAAUAACCACAACGGAGUGUCUGCAUCGGGCCCGGUUCUCGACCCCCCAAAUGUCUACGGUGGUUCAGGCGGUGGGUUUUACGGUUAA
Messenger RNA from Thlaspi arvense, 912 nucleotides. The record is from the annotation of a GenBank genome assembly. NCBI's taxonomy places the organism in Eukaryota, Viridiplantae, Streptophyta, Magnoliopsida, Brassicales, Brassicaceae.